Molecule: messenger RNA, 2610 nt
Organism: Bathycoccus prasinos
Lineage: Eukaryota; Viridiplantae; Chlorophyta; Mamiellophyceae; Mamiellales; Bathycoccaceae
Exons: 2
Coding region: 1-2610 (869 amino acids)
Cellular component (GO): eukaryotic translation initiation factor 2B complex
Molecular function (GO): guanyl-nucleotide exchange factor activity; translation initiation factor activity; translation initiation factor binding
Source: RefSeq, a predicted model, not a curated record
AUGGCAUUUUCGGACCACCACGCGAAAGAGACCCUCCAAGCGGUCGUCUUGUGCGACUUUGACGAGCACGACCAUUUCCGGCCUUUAUCGCAUCGUCGUCGGUCUCUCGCGACGGAUGACGAGGAGGAGGAGGACGAAACGUUGUCGUCAUCAUCCGUGCCGAACUGUUUGCUCCCACUCGCGAACGUCGCUUUGCUCGAUCGAACGCUGGAGUUUUUAAUCUCGAACGGUGCGAAGGAGAUAUUCGUGGUGUGCGGGAAAAAGCAAAGGGAAGCUCUUGAAAAGCACGGGAAGCGAAGAGGGGGAUUUUUGUGCGAGUCGUCGUCGAGCGCGAAGAAAGGGAGCAGCGGCGCCGGGGCGAACGCGACCGGGAGUGGGUUUACGAUACGGCUUUUGCAAAGCGCGAAUUUGGAAACGGUCGGCGACGCGUUGCGAUUCGUCGAGCAGCAGCAAGUGAUCAAUCAUGAUUUCAUUUUGUGCACCGGAGAUAUCGUGGCGAAUGUGGAUUUGUCCCGAGCGGUGGCAAAACAUAAGCAGAGGAGGAAGAAGGAUAAGUUGUGCGUGGCGACGCUGUGUUUCGCGAGAGACGGGAGAGACUCGAGGGAAGGGAAGUUUGGCGAAGCAGAGCUGGUGCUUGGGCUAGCGAGGACGAGUUUUGGGAGCUCCGGCGGUUCGAGGAGUAAUAAAGAAGAGAGCGAGAACGGUAAUAGUAAUAAUAAUAACGCGAACAACAUCGACAACAAAAACGAAGAUGAAUUCAAGAUUGUCGCGUUUAAGGAAUCUAAAGGAGGCGUCACCAAAGCCACAGGAGGUCCGUUUACCAUCGACGCCGCUUUAUUUAGCGAACACGAAGAAGUGGAAGUAGAAACGAACGCUCGAGAUUUACGCGUGGACAUUUGCUCGCCGGAAGUUUUGAUGUUGUUCACGGACAAUUUCGAUUACCAAUCUAUUCGGAAAGAUUUUGUGUGCGGCGUUCUCGACGAACGCGAGUUAGGCAACCAGUUGCACGCGCACUUUAUCGAUUUGGGGAGAGAGUAUUGCGCGAGAGCGAACGAUGCGAGAAGCUUUGGCGCGAUUGGAAGAGAUGUGGUGAGAGGGUAUUGCCACCCGCAAACCAUCGAUGGAAACUGCGUGCUCUUCGACAACACAAAUAAAGAAGGGACGAAGUUUCGAAAGAGCAACUAUCGCAAGAUUGCGGCGGGAAAAGGCCAUUGCGUUUCCCGAUUCGAGAACUCGUUCGCAGACGACGACGUGACCGUUGAUACAUCUGCGUUCAUUCAGUCGGGAUGUGUUCUUGGCAGAAACACGAAAAUUGGCGCGAAAUGUGUCUUGCGAGACGCGAUCAUCGGUCAAAAUUGUUCCAUCGGCUCAAACGUCACCAUCACCAACUGCGUUCUCUUUGACGGAUGUAUCGUCGAAAACGACGCGAAACUCACGCACGCGCUCGUCGGUUGCAACGCUAAAAUUGGCGAAAAGGCCAUCAUCCAUGCCGGAUCCGUUGUUGGUACCGAAGUAGUCAUCGGGAAAAACUUUGAGCUCGCCCCAAACUCUCGAAUCGGCUGCGUGCCUCAAUCGUCGUGCGAGGACGACGAUUCGGACUCGGAUUCGGACUCGUCGUCGACAAUGUCUGGUGAAGAUUCGAACGGGUCGCACUUAGAAAGAGACGAGCAUCAUCAUCAUCAUCAUCACAACGACUUCGAACACUUAUACGGUGAAGAAAUGGCGAAGAAGUUUGCCGAGCAAUUACAUUUAGGCCCGGACGAGGAGUGCUCUAACGCUCAAUCCGUCGGCGCCGGUGGCAAAGGUUACCGAUGGAUAUGCCCAUCGUUUCGAACGAAAUCGCUAGUCCCGGGUGUGGUUCCAAAGAAGAGAACUUAUCCGAACGAGAUGAAAAGUAGCAAUAACAAAGUAGGCGAGAUUGAAGUCAAAAAAGAAGCGAACGCGUCGGGUGACAAAGACGAAGACAAGGACGACGAAAUGGAGGAAGACUCGGACUCUGACUCCGACGCCGACGAACGGCACUUCCACAAAGAAGUCUCGGAAACCUUUUUGAGAGCGUUGCGCGACGAUACCAUCGACGAAAACGUUACGGUGGAGCUUCAAGGUUUGAAAAUGGCUGAGAACAGAACCUUCGCGGAUAUCGCGCGGUACGUUUUGUGCGCCAUGUUUGCGUUAUCCAUGCCGCCAACUGCCAAAUGCGACAAGCAGUUUCGUAAACUCUUUCCAACUGAAUUCCCAUCCGAUGCCAACGAGUGCGUUUCGAGAGUGAAAAAACACGUCAAACGCUACGCGCCGUUGCUGGCCAAGUUUCUCAAAUCCGAAGACGACCAGGUGGAAGUGUUGUUAACGUUGGAAGAAUUUUGCGCUGAAGAAGGCGCGUUCAAAGAUUGUCAAGGGAAACACGUUGCCAACGCGUUUGCAAAGAUCUUACAUCUUUUAUACGACGCCGACGUCCUCUCUGAAUCGGCCGUUUUAGCCUGGGCGGAUGAAAAAGACGACGCGGAGGAGAAAGAUUUGGUCUUCUUAAAGAAAGCCGCGCCGUUCGUGAAAUGGUUGAGAGAAGCCGAGAGCGAGUCGGAAGACGACGAAAGCAGCGACGAAGAGGACUAA